AAAGACCACAAAAAUCUAUAUUUUUUUCUCCCUUGAUCUUCUCCGUCCCUCGUUGGUGUGCUCUCAAUCGCUGGUUUUCCUUUCUCAUUGAGAUUUUUGGGGUUAGGGUUUUGAUGCGGCAUGGCAUCUUCGGAUGAUGAGCAGGAGACAUUGCCAUAUUCCGUCACCGGUUACUAUUUUUUAGAUGAUAGCGAUUCACCUGUCUCUUUUGAAGUGUUGCCUAUUCAAUUUGAUGAUGCUGGAGAACCAGACGCUUGUGAUAUUCAAGUGUUUUUGCACGGCAGUGCAGAUGGUGGUCUUCAGAAAAUCUGUAAGCAGGUGAUUGCCUGGAAGUUACAGCUCCAAGGUCAGCUGCCUGAAGUUUAUGUGCUAUCAAAGGACAAUCUCUGGAUAAAACUCCAGAAGGCUCGGAAGAGCUAUGAGGAGAGCGUCAGAACUACUUUGGUCACAAUACAAGUGCUACAUUAUUUGAGGAAAAAUCCCGAAACAUCUGAAAAGAUUCUCUGGGAUCAUCUUCGCAAAAAGUUCAGUGUUUUCGAUGUCAGACCUUCAGAAGGUGACCUUUUGAAUCACCGUUCUCUAAUCAAGCAUUUUUCUGAGAGAGAUGAGAUUUUGGGGAGAUCCAAGAUUGUACCAAUUCUCCUUGCUUGUGGUGAAGCUAGAAAAACAAAUUCUCUAGAGGUUGUUAAUAAAGAUCAGGAUAUGAAGCCAUUUAUCGUUGAGGACGUUGAGUUUGAUGAUUCCGAUGAAGAGUCAGACUUGUUUGAUUCGGUUUGUGCAAUUUGUGAUAAUGGUGGUGAACUUUUGUGUUGUGAGGGGAAAUGCUUGAGGUCCUUUCAUGCAACAAAAAAAGCAGGAGAAGAAUCCAAGUGCAAAUCCCUUGGCUUCACCAGGGCUGAUGUCAAGGCUAUUCAAAGUUUUUUGUGCAAGAACUGUGAAUAUAAACAACAUCAAUGUUUUGCUUGUGGCAAAUUGGGCCCUUCUGAUAAAUCAAUUAAUGCAGAGGUAUUUGAAUGUGUUAAUGCUACUUGUGGCCACUUUUACCAUCCUAAAUGUGUAGCAGAGCUAUUGUUUCCAGAAAAUAAGGUGGAAGCUUUAGAGUAUGAAAAACGCAUUGCAUCAGGGGAGUCCUUUACAUGCCCAGUCCAUAAAUGCAAUAUUUGCAAACAAGUAGAAAAUAAAGAGGUCAAAGAACUGCAGUUUGCUAUAUGCAGGCGAUGCCCAAAAUCAUACCACAGAAAGUGCUUGCCAAGAAAGAUUGGCAUUGCCUCUGAAGAUGAUGGACAGGAAGGCAUUGUACAGAGGGCAUGGGAGGGUCUGCUUCCCAACCGCAUUUUAAUAUAUUGCUUGAAGCAUAAGCUCGAUGGAAAACUUGGAACGCCUAUUAGGAACCAUAUCGUGUUUCCUCAAACAUCUGAAGAGGAAAAACUCAUUGAUAUGCAAAAAACCAAGGCUAAGAUUCCAGCAAAGAAGGUAAAAGAGGCUUCUGGUGGCACACCCAAAGAAUGGGUUUCUUCGAAGCCAAAGAAAGUGGCUGAGAGACACUCCAGUGCAGAAGAAAUGCUCCCUGCAGAAAAAAGAGGCGGAAGUAUUGGUGAACAAUUUGUUGACCAUCAAAAGAAGGUGAAACCUUUGAAAGAUGGUCCACAACAUGAUUCACGCAAUUUUCCUCAGCAUUUGUCCGAGUAUGAGAAAUCCUCAAAAGAUCAGCCCAAAAAUUCAGUAACUGCUGUCGCUCCAGCACCUAUUGGAAACGAAUUUGAUAGUUCAUUUCCUUCAAUUGAUACAGAAACUCAGAAAAGAGUUCUGACUUUGAUGGAAAAGGCUUCUACUUCAAUAACUCUUCAAAGCAUCAUUAAAAAGCGGGUCAUGCCAUCUACUCAUGCAUAUUCUGCUAGGCAUGUUGACAAGAGCAUUUCAUAUGCGAAGGUUGAAGGUUUUGUUGAGGCUAUCUGCACAGCUUUGAAGAAUGUAGAAUGCAGUGGCAGUGUUGAUGAUGCCAAAGCUGUAUGUCAACCUGAGAUUCUGAAGCAGAUAGGAAAAUGGAAUAACAAACUCAAAGUCUAUCUUGCACCUUUUCUCCAUGGCUUGCGGUACACGUCCUUUGGUCGCCAUUUCACAAAAGUUGACAAGCUUAAGGAGAUUGUGGAUUUGCUCCAAUGGUAUGUUCAAAGUGGUGACACGAUUGUUGACUUCUGCUGCGGUGCUAAUGAUUUCAGUCAGCUGAUGAAGGAAAAGCUAGAGGCUGUAGGGAAGCAGUGUUCAUUUAAAAAUUAUGAUGUCAUUCAGCCUAAGAAUGAUUUCUGUUUUGAAAAGAGAGAUUGGAUGAAGGUACGACAAAAGGAUUUGCCCACAGGUUCACAGUUGAUCAUGGGGCUUAAUCCUCCUUUUGGGGUCAAAGCAUCUCUAGCUAACAAGUUCAUUGACAAGGCUUUAUCUUUCAAGCCCAAACUUCUUAUUCUUAUUGUCCCCAGUGAAACUAUAAGACUUGAUGGGAAAGAACCAAAAUAUGAUUUAAUUUUGGAGGAUGGUGAAAAGCUUUCGGGGAAGUCAUUCUAUUUGCCUGGAUCUGUUGAUGUGAAUGAGGAGCAACUUGAGCAGUGGAACUCGAAACCACCUAUACUUUAUUUGUGGAGCAGACCAGACUGGACUGCAAAGCACAAAGCCAUAGCUGCAAGGCACAACCAUAAAUCCACUGGGCAGCGUGAGUCUUCUACCGAUGAACCUCAAAAUGAGCCAAUAGCUGAUGCAAGGCUGCUCUAUGAAGAAGGAAAUCAUGUUACGGGCGGAGAGAUCAAGGGUCCCGACCAUAGCAGCAAGGGGAAGGCAGCAGGUAACGAUCGGGUUUGCAGAGAAAGCAGCAAAAUUGCUGAGCAUAGUACCAAGAGGAAGCCAGCAGAAGAGAAUCGGGCUAGCCGAGAGAGCAGCAAAAGUGCCGACCAUAGAACCAAGAGUAAAACUCAAAAAGAAAAUGAAGUUAAGGGAGAUGAUAGCACCGGUAUUGAUCAUAGCAAAAAAAGGAAGUUGUCAGGAAAUGAAAAAGGUGGAUCUGGUAAUAGGGGUAAAUUACACAGGACAGAAUCAUUUGACAGGGGUAUGGUGGAUGAGACGUCGGACAUGAGCAUCUCACCACCUUUUGAAGCUGUAUGCAGAAACCCGCUUGAUAUUGGCCAAGCGUCUGGAGCAGCAACUGAAACCCUCUUCGAAGCAAUAUCAAGACACCAACUCGAUGUUCAUCAAACAUCCGGAGGAGUUGAAAAACCCUUUGAGAGUGAUGUCCCUCGCAAUAGUUUCUCUGAACUCAGGUCAGAUUUUGGAACAGGAUCUGGAGGUUUGCGUAAUACUACCGGUUUCAAUGAUGACAUUGAUGGAGUUGCAAAUAGGUAUGCUUUUAAUAACGGUUCUUUCUAUCGAGCUAGUAGCGAACUUCGUGGUUUUGAUCAUCACAUGCGAACUUCGGAUGACCGGCCAUCUAGUUACAGUAGAGACGGCUACAUUGAUGUUUAUGGCAGAAGAUCCCUCACCGGUGAUUUGGAAAAUUACGGACGAUUGCCAGAGGUGGAUUUACACUCUCAGCACGGGUUAUAUAACCAGCAUGGUGUAUAUGAUUCGGCACCAAUGAACCGAUAUCCAGUGAAUGUUUUGGAUUCCAUGAUUCACCAGCACCCUCCAUCAAUGGGUCCGCCAGACUCCUUUGGACAGUAUCCUUCAUCGGUGGUUGCUCCAGACGUAGUGCGAAGCCUGUAUGUUCCACAGCCAAACUAUAGGCUGCCAAAUCCUGUUAUGGGAUCAUCAGCAAUGCAACGAUACGCACCUCGUCUGGACGAAACAAACUUUGCACCAAUUCCCGGCAGGAGUGGCUAUUUUGAUUCGCCAGACAUUCGCAGAGGCACGCCUCCUGAUUCAAUGGGAUUUGCACCUGGACCACACCAAUCAUACUCGCAUCAUGGUUCAUCCGGUUGGCUCGACGACUGACGUUAGCCUGUCCACACUCCCGGCCAUCUCCGCCAUUUUGGUUUGCCUAAAAUUGUGCCAUGCUUGAAAGAUAUGCUCUCCCGGAUGUCAUUCGCCGCAAUGCUGACAGACGAAUUUCCCCGACAACAUGCUCUAUUAAAAUCUUGUCAGUUUGGUAGCUUGGGGUGUAAAAUUCAGGCUUUAAUUGUUCUGUCCCUUGCCAAAAUUGACUCUGAAAUUAGUGAAACCUUCAUAAGUUUAGUUUCUGUUUGUGUCUGUCAGUAAACUUGGUGUAUGGUUAUCAAAUGUUGCAAUGGCAAUUUUUUAAGUACUCAGAAAAGUACCAAUGUUUGUUUCCA
Dioscorea cayenensis subsp. rotundata (Guinea yam) is the source of this 4313-nucleotide messenger RNA. Its product is annotated as protein ENHANCED DOWNY MILDEW 2-like. The transcript is spliced from 19 exons. The record is from RefSeq and is a predicted model, not a curated record. The coding region runs from base 121 to 3975 and encodes 1284 amino acids. NCBI's taxonomy places the organism in Eukaryota, Viridiplantae, Streptophyta, Magnoliopsida, Dioscoreales, Dioscoreaceae.